GUGAAGGAAAGUAAAUGGCUCAUCAAAUGCUUCUUGAAUUACUUGCGGCACGACAAAGCAGAAUUAAAUGUCCUAUUUGAUAUCCUGUCCAUCUUUUUGUUUCAUAGUCGCAUUGAUUAUACCUUUUUGAAGGAGUUUUAUAUCAUUGAGGUUGCCGAAGGCUAUCCACCCAGCAUGAAGAGAGCACUUCUCUUGCAUUUUUUAAACCUUUUUCAAUCAAAACAACUUGGCCAUGAUCAUUUGGUUGUGGUUAUGCAAAUGCUAAUUCUUCCAAUGCUUGCUCAUGCCUUCCAGAAUGGCCAAAGUUGGGAGGUAGUAGACCCUAAUAUUAUAAAAACAAUUGUGGAGAAGCUACUUGAUCCUCCAGAAGAGGUUUCUGCUGAAUAUGAUGAGCCUUUAAGGAUAGAACUUUUGCAACUAGCAACUUUGCUUCUGAAGUAUCUGCAAAAUGAUCUUGUUCAUCAUAGGAAAAGAGCUAAUCAAAUUUGGAUGGAAUCAUCUUAAACGUGAGGAUAGUGCCAGUAAACAGUGGGCAUUUGUCAAUGUUUGCCACUUCUUGGGAUGCUUACCAGGCCCCAGAAAAGAUAAUUCUUCAGGUUUUUGUUGCACUUCUUAGAACUUGCCAGCCAGAGAAUAAAAUGUUGGUCAAACAAGCACUGGAUAUACUAAUGCCAGCAUUGCCAAAAAGGCUUCCUCUCGGAGAUUCGCGUAUGCCAAUUUGGAUAAGAUACACCAAGAAAAUUUUGGUUGAGGAAGGCCACUCAAUUCCUAAUUUGAUUCACAUUUUCCAGCUCAUUGUUCGGCAUUCAGAUCUGUUCUAUAGUUGCAGAGCGCAAUUUGUGCCUCAAAUGGUGAAUUCUCUCAGUCGGCUUGGUUUGCCAUAUAAUACAACGGCAGAAAAUAGGCGUCUUGCUAUUGAACUUGCUGGAUUGGUGGUCAGUUGGGAAAGACAAAGGCAAAAUGAAAUGAAAAUAGUAACUGAUGGUGAUGGCCCCACACAGAUUACUGAUGGGCUUAACCCUAGCUCUGCUGGUGCUGAUCCUAAACGUCCACUGGAUGGAUCUUCAUUCCCUGAGGACCCGAGCAAGCGAGUUAAAGUUGAACCUGGUCUUCAAUCCCUCUGUGUUAUGUCACCUGGUGGUGCCUCAUCAAUCCCUAAUAUAGAAACCCCUGGAUCUGCUGGCCAACCUGAUGAAGAAUUUAAACCAAACGCUGCUAUGGAAGAAAUGAUCAUCAAUUUUCUUAUAAGGGUUUCCUUGGUUAUUGAACUAAGGACAAGGAAGCAAGUACUAUGUACAAACAAGGACUAGAGCUGCUUUCACAAGCUUUGGAGGUUUGGCCAACUGCUAAUGUCAAGUUCAACUAUCUAGAAAAGCUUCUAAGCAGCAUCCAGCCAUCUCAGUCUAAGGACCCGUCCACAGCUCUUGCACAAGGUUUGGACGUGAUGAACAAGGUUUUAGAGAAGCAGCCGCAUUUGUUCAUUAGGAACAACAUUGCCCAGAUUUCCCAGAUUCUUGAACCUUGUUUCAAGUAUAAAAUGCUAGAUGCUGGAAAAUCAUUGUGCUCCUUGUUGAAGAUGGUUUUCAUGGCUUUUCCUCUAGAUGCAGCUAGUACUCCUCCAGAUAUAAAACUAUUGUAUCAGAAGGUUGAUGAGCUAAUACAGAAGCACAUCAAUAGUGUUACAGCUCCACAAACAUCGGGUGAUGAUAACUCUUCUAACUCACUUGGCUUUGUGCUUCUAGUCAUCAAAACCUUGACUGAGGUGCAGAAGAGUUUCAUUGAUCCUUACAUUUUGGUUAGGAUCCUUCAACGCCUGGCACGGGAUAUGGGAUCAUCGGCAGGCUCUCAUUUGAGA
Molecule: messenger RNA, 1855 nt
Organism: Carica papaya (papaya)
Lineage: Eukaryota; Viridiplantae; Streptophyta; Magnoliopsida; Brassicales; Caricaceae
Source: RefSeq, a predicted model, not a curated record